UGUUGCUUAAGGUCUACCUACACCUGUUGUAUUCAGCGCAUGUGACAAAUUAAAUUUGAUUUGAUUUUGUUGUACAUAACAUAGCACACCUCAUCUUUCCCAGUUGAAGUUAACCCAGCCUUACCUAUUGUCCUUUUCAUCUCUGCCAUGGUAAAUGGUGCAUUCAAUGCAUCCUUUACAUCCUCCCUCAUAUCCAGCACUCCAGGAUAUUCCUCUCUUGUUCUCUCUCUCUCCCCAUCCUCUGACAAAUUUGCCAAGCUAAAUGGAAACUCCUCUGGAAAGCAUGGAGCUUAUUAGGCUACAGAUUAAAUAAAUUAUGAACUUCACAUGGUGGUGAAUGUGCAAGAUACUCCUUUCCAAUAAAUAUCGAGGAUCUUAUUCUGGUGACAUGAUUGAUGCUUGGCUGCCGUUUGACAAAUAAUAUCGCUCUUAUCCAUAAUAAUCUCAUAAUGUAGAUAGCCAACCUCCACUGUGUGUGCGAGCUGUUAGCUAGAGCGCAUGUGCCAAGACCAGAGUGGGCACAUUUGCUAUCUUAACAGUUGUGACAAAACCAUCAGUAGAGUUGAAAAUGUGAUGGAAACGCAUUUAACUUGUAUUUACUUGUAUUCGGUACAUGGGACUUUAACAGCAAAAGUUAUUUUUUCAUCUGCAAACAGACUGAUGGAAACGUAUCGCCGGUGGGAAAAUGCGCACAUUGUUUCUUGCAGAUUGUAUAUUCGUAAUGAAAAUCUGUCUCAAAUUGAAUGGAAACCUACCUAAUGUCUAGGAGUGCAGUGAUGCGUAACAUAUUUUGGAAUGCUGUUCCUUUCAUUCAAGGUUUACAAAUGCUAUCAUCUAAUUUCCCAUCAAUCUUUCUCGGCCGAUCCAAGUAAAUUAAGGACUUUCUGGUCUCAGUGAAGCAUGGUCGGGAAUGUCUUCCUGCCUAGCUGGUAGACUGCCAGAAGUCUUAAAGCGAUGUCACCUUGUGUAUCUGGAGAGAAGAAUGUUUAGUGAAUAACUUGAUUGUUUCAGGCAAAACAAAUGAAUGAGCAUCUGACGCACCACUAGCUGGGUAUUUUCAAACUAGAUUUGCACUUCGAAGAGAAGAUCUUGGGCCUGCUUCUCUUGGUUGGCGAAGCAAAGUUUUUUUUUUUUUUUUCCUUGAAGAUCGCUACUACUUAUGAAUGGACGGAAUAGCAGCGGAAUAGCUAGAUAGCUAGCUUCUUUACAAUGAUGUAAAGACAUGCACUACAGGAUGCCAAAUCUUUCCAGCGGAUGAGUUUUAGUUAGCCUCCAUCAUGGAGGUUCUAGCGAAUGCAGCUGUAGCUGAGCUCUGUAAACUCGUAGACGACGACUAUGCAGUGUUUCGUUUGGAAAUAACGCAAAGCCAGAAAGAAAACAGGGUUUUGCGAAGGAAACUCCUGGAACUGAAGGUGGCAAGGGAGCGCGCAGAGAGGACAACGCGAGAGCGCGUCCUCGCCAGUCGUGUCAAGAUCCCCGACCGACACAGAGAAAUGUCAAGAGUCACUGUCUCAGUUGAAGGACGUCUCACUGGAGGGCACAGGAGCUUUGUGAAGCCAGCGAGACACAAUACAUGGAGAGAUGACCAACCAAUCACUGUUGAGGGGAGUGGAACCUCAACCCAGCACGUUAUCGUAAUAGAGCCUGCAGAUGCAGAGGCUGCAGGUCCUGGGGUCAAGCAGGAGAGGUCUGAAGGAGAGAAGGACCCACAGCACAGCAGAGCCAUCCAGACUGGAACGCCCCCUGUAAGCAUAGAGGACCCCACCAGUGCCCCAACGUCUCCCAGGAACCGACCCAGCGUCAGGGAGGUCAGCGGAACGCAGAACGCCGUCCUCAAGUCAGAGACCGACACCAAGACUUUAAAUUUAACACACAGGCUCUUAGACACAGGUUCUGACCACAGAUCAGACCCAGGGAGACUGGGCUGUCCUCCUGCUCCCGGUUCAGAGUACUUACCGGUAUUUCACCAGAGCCAGAGGAUGGUUCAUUGCCGUGGAGAUGACUCGAUAGACACUAGUGGUGAUGAUCCGUCUUGUUCUUACACUACAGAGAUGGACCCUGGCAACAUGACCUUGGGUUUAGAGACACAGACUGAUCUGUCUAGAGGGGACUGGAACCGGUAUAGUAGUAGUGUAUACUCUGAAGGGUGCCUAGCUAAGAAAGGGGAGGUUAUAGUGAUAGAUGAGGUGAAAGUGGAGGGUGUCGUUCCUCCCACAUGGAUUGCAGAUAGUCACCUAGGAAACAGACACUCACAAGGCAGAGAUUUCUUAUAUUACAGGGAAAGCUUAGAGACACAUCCAAAUGUUGAGACCCACUCCCCUACACACACAUUCAGGGAAUGCGACUCAGUGUCCACGUCGAUGAGUCCUUCCGAUUCACAGGUAUUGAACUCAAAGGACCAAAGGGCCACGGCUCGGGGAGCAACAUCAGGCAAUAGUAAAGAGAAACGGUUCCUCUGCAUGUUCUGUAACAAAGGCUUCAGCUGCUCCCAGAAUGUGGAGAUCCACCAGAGGAUCCACACAGGAGAGAAACCCUACAGCUGCCCCCAGUGUAACGUGUGCUUUGCUCAGUCUGGCAGCCUGAAGAGGCACCAAAGGGUCCACACAGGGGAGAAACCCUACAGCUGCCCACAGUGCGAGAAGAGGUUCUCCCGCCAACACCUGUUGAAGACUCACCUGAAGAUCCACACAGGAGAGAGGCCAUAGCGCCUGUACGCACUGCAGGAAGAGAUUCUCAGAGAGGAGCUACGUCAGGAUACACCACCAGAAAAAACAUUCCAACUCUAUAACAUAGAAAGUUUGUUUAGAUCAAACCCUGCAAUGAAGGUAGACUCAGCGAGAUGACUUAGAUGCACAAAGUAAACAGCAGUAGUGGGUCAAUUUCUACAACAACUAAGAGCGUUGAAGCACAAGGCUAAAUUUCUGAUGUUUUGGUCCUGCGGCUACCACGUUGUAGCAGCGUGAAGCGAACUCGUGUACAUGCGUGUAGAUACUGUGUGACUGUGUGAAAGCAAAGUCUAGCAUCACGCUCAUCACAAUAUCUGGGGUUCUGCUCGUGGCAACCUCAUAACGCUGAGUCUUCCUUUAAAGAAAAAGGUUCACUUUCAUUGUUGUCAGAAUAACAUUUCAGUGUUGCAUAUUCCUGGGUAGAAUAUUGCAUUUAGGCAUUGUGUGAUACACAUAAUUACAUUGCCUUCAGAAAGUAUUCACACCAGUUGACUUUUUCCUCAUUUUGUUGUGUUACUGGCCUACACACAAUAUCCCAUGAUGUCAAAGUGGAAUUAUGUUUUUAGACAUUUUUACAAAUUAAUAAAAAAUG
This is a messenger RNA of Oncorhynchus gorbuscha (pink salmon), 3318 nucleotides long. Its product is annotated as protein glass-like. Bases 1278 to 2705 code for a protein of 475 amino acids. Gene Ontology annotation, cellular component: nucleus. The transcript is spliced from 4 exons. Lineage: Eukaryota; Metazoa; Chordata; Actinopteri; Salmoniformes; Salmonidae. The record is from RefSeq and is a predicted model, not a curated record.